AAAAUAAAGAGAAACCGAAAGAAGCUGCUGCAUCAUGUUGUUGCAUCAUCAUCAUCAUCAUCAUUAUAAUCAUCAUCUGCCGGGAGUCAACCCGCCCGCACUCAAAACUGGUCGGAGCAGCUUACUGAGCGGCUCAGUCCUCACACAGCAUCAGCAGCUCACCGAGCAACCUGCAGCCCAGGUGGGUCGGCCUGACUCACCCCGCUAGGCUGGAUGUGUGCUGAUCCGGACCGGGUGAAAGUUGGUCCUGCUGGAGGAGAAACAUGCCCCUGCUGUUCAUGGACACCGGGUGUGAGCUUAGCAGCCCCUGUGGCUCCCUGUCAGCGGAGGAGUGCAGCAGCAGCACCUCUACUCUGGAAAGAGAAGGAGAGGGGAACCGGCCUCGACCCAGAGUGACAAAAAGGCGAGAAAAGAACCGAGACGCGGCGAGGAAAAGCCGGCGUAAACAAACAGAGAGAGCUGAUGAGCUGCACGAGGAGCUGCAGAGUCUUGAGCAAUCAAAUUCAGCUCUGCAAAAGGAAAUAGCGAAGCUGAAAAAAGACCUUCGCCUCUAUGAGACGGCGCUGGAACGCCACAAACCUCACUGCCACCUUAAGGACGUCGCUUCGUCCCCAGCAGAUCUCAAAACCAGCUCCAGUCCUCUGCAGGACUCUCCCUCCUUAAGCACCAGAGUGAGUUUAAAAGCCUUCAGUGACCCUGAAAAGACUCGCCUCCGGUCUUCAUCUUCCUCUCCAGCAGUAGCAGCAACCUCGUCGGUUAAACUCCUUGCUACCUCAUCCUCAUCCUCAUCCACUUCUCCCUAUUCUGCCUCUUUCUCCACACAUCCAGCUCCUCAUUCUUUGUUUUGUGAACCGCCUCCCAGCUUUGUUCCUUCCACAACAUCUCAGCUACUGACCAACAACACUAACACAACCGCCUCAGCAUCUCAAAGCGGAUCCUUCACAGACGAUUCAUUUUUAAGAACCCUCAGUUCUUCCUUUGCAGCUGCACCGGCAGUGCAUUCCUCCUCAGCGGUCCAAAACACAGCUUUACCGAAACCACCUAGUCCCAGGAAUCUGCCUCAGUUUCCUCCCUGCAGGUUCAGUGGAAGCAGUACUGCGACCUUAGUGACCUCUCCUCCUGCUGCUCCUCUAGCCUCCAUCGAAGGUUACGAUCAACAGGUUUCUCCAGCUCCCGGGUCUCUGCUGUCCCUGCUCACUGUGCCCAGCCCUCUGAUUCACUGUCAGACCAGCUUUCAGGCACCAGCCGCCUCUAAAGACAUGUCUCUCUCUGAGCUGCUGGAGGUCAACGAGUGGAUCCUGAGUGGCUUCGGUAACCAGUAGCAUCACAGAACAGCUGUUUAUUUUUAUUACAUUGAGAGAAGUCCAACUGUAAGACACAACCAACGUCUCACACUGCAAAAACAAAACAUCUCACCAAGUAUUUUUGGCCCACUUUCUAGUGCAAACAUCUUAGUUAACUUUAAAUAAGACAAAACUAACCUUCAAGUUACGAUCCAGAAGAAAUGGGAGCUUAUCACUUAAAGUUGUUUUGCAUCAAACCCUAUUAGGUCUUUAGAGCUUGGAGUCGUCAUAUAAUCCCAACAAUAAGAUAAUUUUCUAGUCAUUUUUACCAGGGAUGUCAAUAAUAGUAAACAACCUUAAAAUAAAAAUCAUUGUAUUUCAGCAGUAUAAUUUUCCACUUAGAUAUUCAGUUACAGUAAUGCCAGAAAAAACACUUUUCUGCUCUACCAUCACAAAUGUAAAUAGAAGUAAAGUUUGCUAAAGUCCUUCUUGUGGGGCUGUAGGGGGAACAUGUUGCCCAGGGCCCCAUUUAUGUAAGAACUGCCCCUGGAUAGAGCAGAAAAAGCUCUUUUCUGGUAUUGUACUUGCAUUACUGAUCCCAUAAAAGAUCAAGUUACUUUAAAUAUUUCACACAGAAAUACGUCUGUCUGAAAAUGUUGGCUGGUAAUAAAUGAGCUGCAGCUCUCAAAGAAUGAAUCAACUCAACAAAGGAAGGAUCAGCUCCUGUGUCAGGCCUUUGCUUGAUUUUGUUCCUGUUCUGUUUUGAGCCCAAUACUUCGUCAUUUGUCCUCCGUUUGAGCAGAGAGUACGGCACUCCUUUGGUCAGCGACCACAGAGACCUGCAGAAAGCAAGAAAAACGACUCAUCAGGAUCCGUUUAAGAGAUUUCAAAACUUAUUGGAAGGAAUCUAUAAACACAGAAACAGAGAAAGUUUUGCACAUAAUAAAAUCAAAACAAAGAGUUUUAUUUCUGUCCAGAGAAGAAAAACACACCAAACACCAGAUUUGCUUUGUGCCUUUUUUGCUCUCAGAGGUUCAGUUAAUUUUCUCAGAUAACACUUUUUACUCCUAACAAUCGAUUAAUCUAUUGCUUAUUUAGAUGAUUAAUCGAUUAAUCAGAUACAAAAGUUGGCACAUUUUGCAGAUCUUUCAUCAAAGUCUUUUUUAUACAACAUUCGAAAUACAUUAAAGUAUUAAAAUUAACAUUUUAUUGCCUGAAAUGCAAUAACACAGCUUUCCUUUAGUGAACACUUGAUUAUUUGUAGCAAAUGAUGCGUCUGCAACUAAAAAAAAAUACCUGUAACAUGUGAAAAGCUCAGCUAUUUCUGCUUGAUUUAGCUUUUAUACAGUGUAUAGAUGAUCUAUUGAUUAUUUUUUGGAUGAACAGACUAAUAAUUUAACAGAAAAGGUGAUUAAUAGGAGAAUUUGAAUUUGAUGGAGCUAAAACCAUGUUAAUUGAGGAGUUCUGGGUAGAACGUAUUUACAGACAGAUAUUUUUACCUUAAGUGCAAAAUGUAUGUAUUUUUGUAAAGCUUUGGUUUAUUCACUGCUCUGUGUCGUUCUUUUAUCAAAUAGUCUCUUUUUUGAGUCUCUUUUCUCCGGUUAAUGAUUAUUUCAAUAAUCGAUUAAUCGUUUCAGCCCUAAUAAAUAUUUCUUAAACCGGAUUUUUUUUUUUUUUUUUUUUUUUUUUUUUUGAUGACCCCUGAAAUCUGCUGCUUACGCCAGGACUCAAACUCUGCAGCAUCAACUGAACUGAGUCUCUCUGUUUCUAAGAACUACAGAUGAAUCGGUCCUGGUCUUUAGCUGUUUCUCAAUUUAAAAAGAAACAGCUGGUUCUGUAACCUUCUGAGUCCAAGCUGGCAGAGGCUGCACUUCCCUGCAGGUUCAUGGAAAUGUAAUCUGUAGUUAUUUGCGCCAGAAGCUCCCAAACUGAACCAGCAUAUUUUGUAAACUUAUUUCUGUAUCCAUGGGAUUUGUCUUCUCUGUCGGCUGCUUUUUUAUUUCUACACUGCAAAAUCCAGUUCCUCAAACACUACAGUGUGUUUUAUUUCUGCUUCAGGACAAAGCUGUGCGAUCUGAACCAAUCUGGUUUCAGUCGUUUUGUCUGUGCUGCUGUGGGUUGAAGCAGGUACCAAAUGUGAAUGUGGCGGUGAAGAAACCUUCAGGCUGGUCUGACUCAUGACUCGCUGCAGCAGCCGACACGCAGGGCGCCGCGCUGAGCUGACAUGCAGCACCGAACACGCAGCAAUCCCUCCAGGUUGUUUGUUUAGUUUUGUCUCAGGUCACAAAACACGUUUUGCAUCAACAUGUUUUUCCAAAUUUUGCGUAAAUAUGAGAGUAACUGCCAGUUACAUAACAGCGUGCGUAACAAAUAUUUAUUUUCUGAAUAUUUAACUCUUUGAAUGCCAGUUUUAGCCACAAAAAGUGGAUUUUAUCACUGGACUUUUCCGAGGAGGCAAUAAUAAUAAUAAUAAUAAUAAUAAUAAUAAUGAUAGUAACUUUAUAACAUCAGCAAAAGUUUUAUGUUUUCGAAAGUUGUUGCUAGUAGAAAACAGAGUAAACUGCUCCACCUGUGGGCCAAGGACACAAAGUGUGAACUUUUGAAGAUAAUUAUAGAAAUCAACAUUUAUCAGCUUCAGUCCUCAAAUAUUAAAUAAUAUUCAGAUUUUUAAACCUCUUAAAUGCCUGUUUUACCUUGUGGAAAAUAAUAAAACAUAAAAAUCUGAAGGGAUUUCAACAUGAGGGAAUAAAACAAGCAACACAGUUUGGUCAGUUUAGCUCAAAAAAGCUCAUGAAGGAGAAACA
Messenger RNA from Gambusia affinis (western mosquitofish), 4087 nucleotides. It is a transcript of the gene batf2, whose product is annotated as basic leucine zipper ATF-like transcription factor 2. The coding region runs from base 264 to 1322 and encodes 352 amino acids. Gene Ontology annotation, molecular function: RNA polymerase II cis-regulatory region sequence-specific DNA binding; DNA-binding transcription factor activity, RNA polymerase II-specific. Gene Ontology annotation, biological process: regulation of transcription by RNA polymerase II. The transcript has 3 exons. The record is from RefSeq and is a predicted model, not a curated record. Gene Ontology annotation, cellular component: nucleus. Lineage: Eukaryota; Metazoa; Chordata; Actinopteri; Cyprinodontiformes; Poeciliidae.